Aspergillus sclerotioniger CBS 115572 is the source of this 1074-nucleotide messenger RNA. RefSeq names its product cytochrome P450 CYP2 subfamily. NCBI's taxonomy places the organism in Eukaryota, Fungi, Ascomycota, Eurotiomycetes, Eurotiales, Aspergillaceae. The record is from RefSeq and is a predicted model, not a curated record. Gene Ontology annotation, molecular function: oxidoreductase activity, acting on paired donors, with incorporation or reduction of molecular oxygen; iron ion binding; heme binding. The transcript has a single exon. The coding region runs from base 1 to 1074 and encodes 357 amino acids.
AUGACCAACACCUUCGGUACUCGUAUCCACGACUUGACCCACCCGGAUGUCCAGAACGCCCUCCGAACCCAGGCCAUUCUGCGGCGGACAUCCCGGCCGGGGGCCUACCUGGUGGAUGAAAUCCCCCCACUGGCGCGCCUCCCACGCUGGCUGCAACCCGGCCGUCGGGACGCCCAGCGUGCCGGUCGGGAGGUGCUCGAGAUGAAGAUGGCUCUCUGGCACCGGCUCGAGCAGCAAGUCACCACCGGUCAGGCGCCCCACUGCUACGCGCGCGAGAUCUUCGAGAGCAAAGACUACUGGAAUGCCCACGGCCUGACCGACGAGCACUUGGCCUGGCUGACCAGUGGGCUCGUGGAAGCCGGCUUUGAAACCACCGCUGCCACGCUGAAUGGCCUCGUUCUCCAUCUGGCCAACAACCCGCGCGUGCAAGAAGCGGCCGACCGCGAGCUCAUGCGCGUCGUCGGUCCCAGCCGCCUGCCCACCUUUGCGGAUCUGAAACAGCUGCCGUAUAUCCGCGCGUGCGUGAAGGAGAUGCUCCGCAUGAACCCCAUCCUAGCCCCGGGGAUCCGACACUUCGCCGAGGCGGAUAUCGCGUACAAAGGCCAUGUCAUCCCCAAGGGCACCGUGCUUUUGGCCAACACCGCUUUUCUCCACUUCGACUCGCAGCGAUUUGACAAUCCGGAGGCCUUUCACCCCGAGCGCUACCUGGACCACCCGCUCUACAGCGCCGAGUAUGCGGCCAUGGGAGACCCCCUCCAGCGCGAUCAUUUUGCCUUCAGCAGCGGUCGACGCACCUGUCCAGGAGCUCGGCUAGCCGAGAACUCGCUGGGGAUUGCCUUGGCUGGCAUGCUGUGGGCAUUUGAGAUUCGACCGCCGAACGGUCAGGCACAUAUGGAGGUGGGCCCCGGGGCGUAUCUGGAUGCCGGGUUUCAACUUCCGAAGCCGUUUGAAGUGCAAUGGGUCGUCAAGGGAGAGGAGCGGGCGCGUAUAAUUCGGGAGCAGUGGACGAUUGGUCAACAGGAGGGGUAUGAAUUGAGGGGAGUGCCGGUGGGCGUGGAUGGGGUUAUCUUAUAG